Rotaria sp. Silwood2 is the source of this 816-nucleotide messenger RNA. Lineage: Eukaryota; Metazoa; Rotifera; Eurotatoria; Philodinida; Philodinidae. The record is from the annotation of a GenBank genome assembly.
AUGUCAUCGUGUAAACAACCUGCGGUUUUUGUUACUCAUGGAGCUGGUCCUUGUUGGUUUGUGGACAGCAAUGACUUUCCAUCAUUUGCUGGUAUCGAUAAAAAUAGUGCCGGUGCAAAGUGGUUUAAACAGUUACCUCAUCAACUUGGUCAAAAUGAGCAAAAUAAGCCAAAAGCAAUUCUGUGUAUUACUGCUCAUUGGGAAACUCCUGGUGUCGUCAGUAUUAGUGCACAAAGUCAACACACUGACCUGUAUUAUGAUUAUAGCGGCUUUCCAAAGGAGACGUAUGAAAUAAAAUUUCAACCAAAAGGCGAUCUUCAAUUAUCUCAGAAAGUUUUCGACUUAUUGAAACAAUCUGGUAUUAAUGCCGUAUUAAAUACUAAACGAAAUUUUGAUCAUGGCGUCUUUAUUCCAUUGAAAUUAAUGUAUCCAGAAGCUGAUAUUCCCGUUGUUAGUAUGUCCAUUCUCAGCAACUAUUCGCCAGAACAACACAUUGCUAUAGGUAAAGCCCUGUCACCUUUAAGGGAACAAGGAGUAUUAAUAAUUGGAUCUGGAUCAAUCACACACGGACGAGCUUCUCGAGCACAAAGUCACGAAUUUGUUGAUGCAAUCACAAAUGUCUUACAGACAUUGUCAUCAAAUGACAGAGAGCAAACAUUGGUCAACUGGACUAUGCUACCAUACGCACGAGAAAAUCAUGGUCGCGAAGAUCAUUUGAUUCCACUACAUGUGAUUCUAGGAGCAGCUGAUCAAGAUAAGUGUCAACUAUUAAAUCAUCAUCUAUCAAAGACUCUGGCAGCCUACGCAUUUUUAUAA